Molecule: messenger RNA, 3400 nt
Organism: Sorex araneus (European shrew)
Lineage: Eukaryota; Metazoa; Chordata; Mammalia; Eulipotyphla; Soricidae
Gene: SESN2
Product: sestrin 2
Exons: 10
Coding region: 339-1778 (479 amino acids)
Biological process (GO): cellular response to L-leucine; cellular response to leucine starvation; regulation of response to reactive oxygen species
Cellular component (GO): nucleus
Molecular function (GO): L-leucine binding; oxidoreductase activity, acting on peroxide as acceptor
Source: RefSeq, a predicted model, not a curated record
GCGGGUGUCAGAGCCGGGCGGACGCGGGCAGUUCCGCGGCGGGGAUGCUGAGCUGCGCCGGGGUGCCGAGCUGCCCUCGCCACUGCGGACUUCCGAGGCGCUCCGGGCCGUGAAAAGCCCCGUGCCGCGCGCUCCCCGCUCCCGAAGCCGGACGCCGGGAGUAGAGUCCAACGCCGUCGCUUGCCACCCCCGGGGCUUUUCUGGAAGCCGAGCGACCCCCCGGGGCUCUCGCGCCUCCGCAGCGGCCCCCCAGCCUCGGCGCGGCGAGCGCGUCCGGCCAGACCCUCCUCGGCUGAGCGGGUCGUCGGGGAGACCCCGGCCGGCUCCUGCCGCACACCAUGAUCGUGGCGGACCCCGAGUGCCGCGCCGAGCUCCAGACCUACCUGCCCAUCUCCCGGGGCGCCGGCGGCCCCGGGGCCGGAGAGGAGCAUAGAGAGAGCCGGGCUCGUCGAGGCCCCCGGGGGCCCAGCGCCUUCAUCCCCGUGGAGGAGGUACUCCGGGAGGGGCCCGAGAGCCUUGAGCAGCACCUGGGGCUGGAGGCGCUGAUGUCCUCAGGCCGGGUGGACAACCUGGCGGUGGUGAUGGGCCUGCACCCCGACUACCUCAGCUGCUUCUGGCGCCUGCACUACCUGCUGCUGCACACGGACGGGCCCCUGGCCAGCUCUUGGCGCCACUACAUCGCCAUCAUGGCUGCCGCCCGCCACCAGUGCUCCUACUUGGUGGGUUCCCACAUCACCGAGUUUCUGCAGACCGGCGGGGACCCCGAGUGGCUGCUGGGCCUCCACCGGGCGCCCGAGAAGCUGCGCAAACUCAGCGAGAUCAACAAGCUGCUGGCACACCGUCCAUGGCUGAUCACCAAGGAGCACAUCCAGGCCCUGCUGAAGACGGGGGAGCACAGCUGGUCCCUGGCCGAGCUCAUCCAGGCCCUGGUCCUGCUCACCCACUGCCACUCACUGGCCUCCUUUGUCUUCGGCUGCGGCAUCCUCCCGGAGGUGGGCCCGGAGGGGAGCCCUGCGCCCCAGGCACCCUCACCCCCCAGUGAGCGGAAUAGCCCCCCCAGCAGGGACUCGUUGAACAACUUUGGGGGCUUCGAGGCCGAGCGGGACGUGGAGACUCUGAUGGAGCGGAUGCGGCAGCUGCAGGAGAGCCUGCUGCGGGACGAGAGCGCAUCCCAGGAGGAGAUGGAGAGCCGCUUCGAGCUGGAGAAGUGCGAGAGCCUGCUGGUGACCCCCUCAGCGGACAUCCUGGAGCCCUCUCCACACCCGGACAUGCUGUGCUUUGUGGAAGAUCCUGCCUUCGGAUAUGAGGACUUCACUCGCCGAGGGGCUCAGGCGCCCCCCACCUUCCGUGCCCAGGAUUAUACCUGGGAAGACCAUGGCUACUCGCUGAUCCAGCGGCUCUACCCUGAGGGAGGGCAGCUGCUGGAUGAGAAGUUCCAGGCGGCCUACAGCCUCACCUACAACACCAUCGCCAUGCACAGCGGCGUGGACACCUCCGUGCUCCGCAGGGCCAUCUGGAACUACAUCCACUGCGUCUUUGGCAUCAGGUACGAUGACUAUGACUACGGGGAGGUGAACCAACUCCUGGAGCGGAACCUCAAGGUCUACAUCAAGACAGUGGCCUGCCACCCCGAGAAGACCACCCGGAGAAUGUACAAUCUCUUCUGGAGGCACUUCCGCCAUUCGGAGAAGGUCCACGUGAACUUGCUGCUGCUGGAGGCCCGGAUGCAAGCGGCUCUGCUCUACGCCCUCCGUGCCAUCACCCGCUACAUGACCUGACUCGGGAGCGGACCUGGGGACCAGCUCCUCCCCACGAGGACUGCUCGGUGUGAGGACAGCCCCCCUCCUCCUCUCUCCCACGCCCACCUCACCACAUACUCUGGGGACCGGCCUGCGUGUGACGCCCUGCCCCACCCCCCCCAGGCCACAUUCUGCUUUUUCUUCCUGGAAUGGACUGGAUCGUUAGAUGGACUCCAGGAGCUCAGCUCUGCCUGGGGGAGCUGGAGAUGGACCAGAGCGACCGCAAGGGCAGAGGGCACCAGGAGGAAAAUGGGCUGAAAUCCGCGCUGGGCGCCCGCAGCUAGGCCCCAGACUCAACAAAUACUAUGUCCUCCAGGAUGUCUCUGGCUGGCCCUGAGAGAGAGGGGCGCCAGCUCCGGGACGCACACUCCAUCAGCUUUGCUUUUCUUCCUCCAUGUUCCCAGACUCCGUUACCUCUCACCGACCAUUCACCCAUCAAUGUGAAGGUCAGGGUCACAGCUGGUCUGUGUGUCUGACUCUACCCUAUCCCCCCAACACCCGUUCUGCUGGGCACCCUGAAGGCCACUAUUUCUUGGUUGCCCUCAUCCUGGUCAGUUCCUGUGACCUUCCUUACCUUCUGACCCUUCUCUCCCGUGCCUGGUGGCAGAAGGCCCCAGUGGAGACCAAGCACGUCCAGAAAGCUGAUCUCAGUGCGGGGCCUCCGUCACUUUGCCUACUGAAGCAGAGGCGGCAGCAGCCUUUGCAACCCUGUUUCCUCAUGGUGAGGCUCUUCCAGGCCUCAAAAUUCGGUGCCACAUUCAAAGCCUGAGAGGAGGAGGAGGAGGAAGGGAGAGAAAUCUUCUCCCCAGAGCUGCACCCGCCUCGGGGGAGCCUGGAACUCCCAUGACUCUGCCACAUACAUGUGCCAAAAAGUUGAGCCUCUCUAGAUGGCUCCAUGGGAGAGGCAGGAGACCCCAGGGUACCUGUGUGGGUCCUGCUGCUGGCCUAGUGACCACGGCCUCAUUGCCAAACCUCUUUGACCUCAUUUCCCCAGUUACAGCGCGGGGCCGGAUAAGUUUUCAGUGACGUCUGUGGCGCGGUUCAGAUCUUUCCAAGGCCAUCCUGCCAGCCACCUACAGGACCUCACAGGCCUCUGGGGAGCCUCUAGCUCCCUCGCUCAGUCUCCUGCCUACCUCCUUGGGACCCCCACCUCCUCCCACUUCUGUCCCCUUCCUCGAGAGCUGGAUUUCUUGGAGGACAGCAGCCAAGGGCCCAUCCCAGGCACUUUCUGUAGCAAACAAGCUGUGAAUUGGGACCCCCCCAGCCCCCCUGGUGGUCAGUCUGCUCCUCUGCCCCGCUCCUGGAAGGCGAGGGUUCAGCUCCUGCUCCUUCUCACCCUCCCUGGCCGGGGCAAGAGAGGACCCUGGUCAUUUUGCCACAUUUCAUACCCGUGCAGGCAUGGGGACGCGAUUGGCCCUCCCCACAGUGAAGUUGAGCAGGCCGGAAGGGGCCCCAGCACUGGGGCUCAGAGCUAGAGGGAGACCCGUGAGGUCUUGUCAGUGUCCCUGGAGGUGGGCGGCGUGUCCAGUGUUCGAAGUCUAUGGCUUUGCUACCAGUUACAUAUGAUGAGAAAUAAAAGUUCACCGAGGUUUUGUUUUGUA